GGCUAGCUGAUGGGGUAGGGGCUUUGUCCAAUUCGUCUGCGUGGUGGUGGGAGAAACGUGGCGGCAGCCAGGGAAGCAGGAUGGUCUCAGAGUCAUGCGCCGCCAGCAGGUCUGGCAAGGUAUCUAAGGCAUAGGCUAGCAGGGAAAUUUCAGUUCUCCAGUUACCGUAGGACUUUGGUGGAAAACACAUUGCGGAUUUAUGGCGAUUCCAAAUUUGAAGACCAGUUUCUGCCAGGCUCAGCACAACUCCCCUGACAAGUGACCUUGGGGGCUGGCUCUAUGUGCAAUAUUCAACUGUGCUUUGAAGACUCUGGACACCGAGACAAUCCUCAAAAUUAACUGCAAGUAUACUUCCUUUAAUGACUCUGGUAAAAUCAAGCAUCAAGGAAACAAUGGAGGAAGACAAUCACCACCGUUGUCUCACUCAUGUCUAAAUGUAGGCCUGGCGGGUAAACUCGGUAUGUGCUGGAUGUUUUGAAAUCUCAAGGUACCAGUCUGAGGACGCUAAGGCCCAGGCUGAAUUCGAGCAAAUUCUAAAUAGUUGUCUGCCUAUCUUGGAGGAGCUUCUAACUGAGAAAAUAAGCCGAAUAAAGAAAAUAAAAAACAAACAAACAAUAGACCUUUUGUUGAGCUUAAUGUUCUCACGUUUCCAUCAGGCAGGCACACGCACGCUCUCUGGUUUACCAUAAUGAACCAUGUAGCCCCAGUGGAGAUCUGCUACGACAACAUGCGUUUUCUGAUAACUUACAACCCCACCAAUGAGACGAUACAUAAGUUCACAGAGGAACUUAAGAGCUACGGAGUGACAACCUUAGUCAGAGUUUGUGACGCCACAUAUGAUAAGACUCUAGUUGAAAACUGUGGCAUCCGUGUUCUAGACCUGCCCUACAGUGAUGGAGCGCCGCCCCCUGAUGAGAUAGUGGAUAAUUGGCUAGACCUGCUAAAAAACAAAUUCCGUGAGGAGCCUGGUUGCUGUGUGGCAGUGCACUGUAUGGCUGGGCUCGGAAGGUCACCUGUGCUGGUGGCACUUGCUUUGAUCGAGUGUGGAAUGAAGAAUGAAGACGCAGUUCACUUAAUCCGGCAGAAACGAAGGGGCGCUUUCAACACCAAACAGCUGCUUUUUUUGGAGCACUACCGUCCCAAGGUGAGGCCCCGAACACGAUCACGCUUCAAGGAUUCCACGGUGUACUGUUGCAUCCAAUAGGACAGAAGCUGAAGGCUUUCUCCACUAUGACGUUGAAAGGAUAUUCUUUGUAUCAGGAAUGGGGAUCUGGAAUCUUUCUUGUGCCAUCAACUAGUAGUGGAUUCAAUCGGUGCUGAAGCAAACAAUGGAGAAAUUCUUCUAUAAAAUGAAUUAGAAGGAAAAAACUAACAUACGUAUCAGAACAAGGACAAAGAAAACCUGAACCCUGACUCUCGCUCCUGCAGGCUAAAAGCACUCUUGAGUACACUCCCAUCAUGUGUCAACCAAGAGGCUUCACCAUAGGCUGUGAGUUUGGGUAAUGUUGGGCUUUCAUUCUCACAACUAUCACCAAAAUAAAUCUCUUGAUAAAUCACCUAGCCUUGGACAUUUUAUAAUAACAGGAAAAAUAAAGCUGAUAUUUGUC
This is a messenger RNA of Rattus rattus (black rat), 1607 nucleotides long. Its product is annotated as protein tyrosine phosphatase type IVA 2-like. Gene Ontology annotation, biological process: protein dephosphorylation; positive regulation of cell migration. NCBI's taxonomy places the organism in Eukaryota, Metazoa, Chordata, Mammalia, Rodentia, Muridae. The transcript has a single exon. Gene Ontology annotation, molecular function: protein tyrosine phosphatase activity. The record is from RefSeq and is a predicted model, not a curated record. Bases 689 to 1204 code for a protein of 171 amino acids. Gene Ontology annotation, cellular component: nucleus.